CGAAGUUCAUAGGUAAACAAGCAGCUAUAUAAACUGGCAGCCGUGUCACCGAGCACACAGAUAUUCUGCCUGUGAUCACACUCACACCCCUAGUGCUGUCAUCUGCAACCUGCCCUAUUUAGAAACAUGAUUUCACCGACAUUAAUAGUGCUGUUCGCAGUAUUUAGCUCUAUUUCGGCGCAAGCGCAAAAAUCAUCAGAACCUAUACCUAUUGUGCGGUUCGAUUCUGAAGGACCAAAUGUUGACGGAACCUAUAAGUGGCUUUACGAGACCGGGAACGAGAUCAACGCUGAAGAGUCAGGGUAUGUGAAGAACUUCGGCAAGGGAGAGGGCGAGGAGGUGCAGGUGGCGGAGGGCAAGUUCAGCUUCAAGACGCCAGAGGGCACUCUCAUUUCCCUCACAUACAUCGCCGAUGAGAACGGCUUCCAACCACAGGGUGACCAUCUGCCGACGCCGCCGCCCAUCCCACCAGCAAUCCAGAAGGCUCUAGAUUACUUGAAGACACUGCCCCCCUCAGCUACAGGCGCUGCUUCAAACGUGCAGCCUCAGUACCAACCUUCACCAUUUAAUAAGCCUAGAGGUAGAUUUUAGUCGCGUUUAAGACCAAGAUUAUCGUGUUAGAGAGAGGCGACACGAGUGUUGCCACCCCGAUGCGUCGACGCAGUGCCACAACGUAGAAAAACAUCGUGUGACAUGUAUUUGUGAAUUUAUAUGUAUACGAUGCUGCGUCGCCGAUCAGUCGUUGCAACGGACGCAACGUGUGGCCUCGCCUUUAUAUAGUGAUAAUGUUGUUAGAUUGAAAUAUAAAGGAUGCAUACUUGUUGGAAAUAAAACUUUUCAUUAUAUAUGAUCAUCAGUUUUUCAUAUUCAUUUCAUAUCUCACACUGCACAAAGAAAUAAUGUAUAAAUAUUUCAUAUUCAAUGUCUAAGGCCGGCUAUAGACCAUUGUGAUAUAAUUUAGACAAGUUGUAAAAUGAAAAUCUAUAUUUUAUGUUGUAUUCUGAACUAAUUGCUCUAUUUUGUUUAAAAUACUUAGUUAUUAAAUUGAUUGAUUAGUUUUUUCAUAUAUUCGUGUCCUGUGCUAACAACUAUCAAUAUGUCUAUGAAUAUAGAAAUUGAUUAUGAAAAUACAAUUGAAUAUUACAAUUUUGUGCAUUAUUUCUUGACUUAAAUAAAAUCAUAACGUAGGUAUAUUUCUACUGAGUCUUCGGCAAGUCUUACAAAUAUUUGGCGUAAUACUUAUGUCACUUGUUGUGUAUGUGUAUCUACUCGUAUAUUAAAAAAAAAAACUUGUAGUGGGUAAAUAAGUAUCACAGUGGCCAUAUCAUAAUACUCGUAUGCGAAUCAUCACUUUUCGAAGAUGUACACUUUAGCAAACGACACUUAAAAGUUGAAUAUCUUGAUACAGUUAAAGGACGCUUGCUUUCUGUAGGCAAUUUCAUACAUACUUACUUAGUAUUUUUGGCUAGUAAUAAGAUGCUUAUUAUGUUUAGUAUAAUAUUAUAUGUUAGUAUAUUACUUAUAUCCAGAAUAAAUGUAUUUAAAUCCAGUUGAAA
Pectinophora gossypiella (pink bollworm) is the source of this 1556-nucleotide messenger RNA. It is a transcript of the gene CPR33, whose product is annotated as endocuticle structural glycoprotein ABD-4-like. The transcript is spliced from 4 exons. The record is from RefSeq and is a predicted model, not a curated record. Gene Ontology annotation, molecular function: structural constituent of chitin-based larval cuticle. Gene Ontology annotation, cellular component: chitin-based extracellular matrix. The coding region runs from base 127 to 591 and encodes 154 amino acids. Lineage: Eukaryota; Metazoa; Arthropoda; Insecta; Lepidoptera; Gelechiidae.